Molecule: messenger RNA, 552 nt
Organism: Knipowitschia caucasica
Lineage: Eukaryota; Metazoa; Chordata; Actinopteri; Gobiiformes; Gobiidae
Source: the annotation of a GenBank genome assembly
AUGAGAGAGGUUCUUCCUUCUACUAGCGCCCUCACCUCCUCCUCUCCUCACCUCCUCCUCUCCUCCUCUCCUCACCUCCUACUCUCCUCCUCUCCUCACCUCUUCACCUCCUCAGCUCUGACAGAGCGCCCUCACCUCCUCCUCUCCUCCUCUCCUCACCUCUUCACCUCCUCAGCUCUGACAGAGCGCCCUCACCUCCUCCUCUCCUCCUCUCCUCACCUCUUCACCUCCUCAGCUCUGACAGAGCGCCCUCACCUCCUCCUCUCCUCACCUCCUCCUCUCCUCCUCUCCUCACCUCUUCACCUCCUCAGCUCUGACAGAGCGCCCUCACCUCCUCCUCUCCUCCUCUCCUCACCUCUUCACCUCCUCAGCUCUGACAGAGCGCCCUCACCUCCUCCUCUCCUCCUCUCCUCACCUCUUCACCUCCUCAGCUCUGACAGAGCGCCCUCACCUCCUCCUCUCCUCCUCUCCUCACCUCUUCACCUCCUCAGCUCUGACAGAGCGCCCUCACCUCCUCCUCUCUGGGUGAAGCUUUACUGGUUGAAUAGUUAA